Messenger RNA from Triticum turgidum subsp. durum (durum wheat), 495 nucleotides. NCBI's taxonomy places the organism in Eukaryota, Viridiplantae, Streptophyta, Magnoliopsida, Poales, Poaceae. The record is from the annotation of a GenBank genome assembly.
AUGGCAGCAGUCCUGCAGUUGUGCGUCGACGACCUCUGCUUGGUGUACCACAUCGCAGCGGCCACAAAAUGGACCAAGCGCCUGACCGAGAUGCUGCAGCAUGAGAAGUUGUUCACAUUUGCCGGUUUCAGCAUUGAAAGCGACAAAGAGAAGCUGAAGUUGUCCGGUAUGGAGAUCAACCCCAACAAGGUCAUUGACAUUCAGCGCAAGUGGAGAGUUCCAUACACCGGAAAAGAGUACGACUCCUUGACUGAUGUUGCAGCCAGCGUCAUCCACCCAUUCUACAAAGGCAUGAAGAAGAAGAUCAACACGCAGGAAGACUACAAACUAUGGGGGACCAGCCCGCUACCAGCCAACCUCAUCGAGUACGCAGGAGUAGAUGCGUACGCCACGUACAAGUCAUGGUUCAUAAUCGACUACAUCACAGAUGGUUCGGAAUAUGCGAAAGAGCGGGAGGCUGACCACUACUACGACCACCCCUAUUGCCCCUUUUAG